CGUCACGCCCCUGGGUUUGUAUAAAUACAGUAGCACUCGCAUUCAACGGCAGAUUUUUCCUACGAACAAGAGGACACGUACAUUUUCAGAGGCAACAAGCUUUUCUAAAAGAUGCAGAUCUUUGUCAAAACCCUCACUGGUAAGACCAUCACCCUUGAGGUCGAGCCAAGUGACACCAUUGAGAAUGUGAAAGCCAAGAUCCAGGAUAAAGAAGGCAUUCCCCCUGACCAGCAGAGGUUGAUCUUUGCCGGCAAACAGCUAGAAGAUGGCCGCACACUGUCUGACUACAACAUCCAGAAAGAGUCCACCUUGCAUCUGGUGCUACGUCUCAGGGGAGGCAUGCAGAUCUUUGUCAAGACCUUGACAGGCAAAACCAUCACCCUUGAGGUUGAGCCAAGUGACACAAUUGAGAAUGUGAAGGCCAAAAUCCAGGACAAAGAAGGCAUUCCCCCUGACCAGCAGAGGUUGAUCUUUGCCGGCAAACAGCUAGAAGACGGCCGCACACUCUCAGACUACAACAUCCAAAAAGAAUCCACCUUGCAUCUGGUGCUGCGUCUCAGGGGAGGCAUGCAAAUCUUCGUCAAGACCCUCACUGGCAAAACCAUCACCCUUGAGGUUGAGCCAAGUGACACCAUUGAGAACGUCAAGGCCAAGAUCCAGGACAAAGAAGGCAUUCCCCCUGACCAGCAGAGGUUGAUCUUUGCCGGCAAACAGCUAGAAGACGGCCGCACACUCUCAGACUACAACAUCCAAAAAGAAUCCACCUUGCAUCUGGUGCUGCGUCUCAGGGGAGGCAUGCAAAUCUUCGUCAAGACCCUCACUGGCAAAACCAUCACCCUUGAGGUUGAGCCAAGUGACACCAUUGAGAACGUCAAGGCCAAGAUCCAGGACAAAGAAGGCAUUCCCCCUGACCAGCAGAGGUUGAUCUUUGCCGGCAAACAGCUAGAAGACGGCCGCACACUCUCAGACUACAACAUCCAAAAAGAAUCCACCUUGCAUCUGGUGCUGCGUCUCAGGGGAGGCAUGCAAAUCUUCGUCAAGACCCUCACUGGCAAAACCAUCACCCUUGAGGUUGAGCCAAGUGACACCAUUGAGAAUGUGAAGGCCAAAAUCCAGGACAAAGAAGGCAUUCCCCCUGACCAGCAGAGGUUGAUCUUUGCCGGCAAACAGCUAGAAGAUGGCCGCACACUCUCAGACUACAACAUCCAGAAAGAAUCCACCUUGCAUCUGGUGCUGCGUCUCAGGGGAGGCAUGCAAAUCUUCGUCAAGACCCUCACUGGCAAAACCAUCACCCUUGAGGUUGAGCCAAGUGACACCAUUGAGAAUGUGAAGGCCAAAAUCCAGGAUAAAGAAGGCAUUCCCCCUGACCAGCAGAGGUUGAUCUUUGCCGGCAAACAGCUAGAAGACGGCCGCACACUCUCAGACUACAACAUCCAGAAAGAAUCCACCUUGCAUCUGGUGCUGCGUCUCAGGGGAGGCAUGCAAAUCUUCGUCAAGACCCUCACUGGCAAAACCAUCACCCUUGAGGUUGAGCCAAGUGACACCAUUGAGAAUGUGAAGGCCAAAAUCCAGGACAAAGAAGGCAUUCCCCCUGACCAGCAGAGGUUGAUCUUUGCCGGCAAACAGCUAGAAGACGGCCGCACACUCUCAGACUACAACAUCCAGAAAGAGUCCACCUUGCAUCUGGUGCUGCGUCUCAGGGGAGGCAUGCAAAUCUUCGUCAAGACCCUCACUGGCAAAACCAUCACCCUUGAGGUUGAGCCAAGUGACACCAUUGAGAAUGUGAAGGCCAAAAUCCAGGACAAAGAAGGCAUUCCCCCUGACCAGCAGAGGUUGAUCUUUGCCGGCAAACAGCUAGAAGACGGCCGCACACUCUCAGACUACAACAUCCAGAAAGAGUCCACCUUGCAUCUGGUGCUGCGUCUCAGGGGAGGCAUGCAAAUCUUUGUCAAGACCCUCACUGGCAAAACCAUCACCCUUGAGGUUGAGCCAAGUGACACUAUUGAGAAUGUGAAGGCCAAAAUCCAGGACAAAGAAGGCAUUCCCCCUGACCAGCAGAGGUUGAUCUUUGCCGGCAAACAGCUAGAAGACGGCCGCACACUCUCAGACUACAACAUCCAGAAAGAGUCCACCUUGCAUCUGGUGCUGCGUCUCAGGGGAGGCAUGCAAAUCUUCGUCAAGACCUUAACAGGCAAGACCAUCACCCUUGAGGUUGAGCCAAGCGACACCAUUGAGAAUGUCAAGGCAAAGAUCCAGGACAAAGAAGGCAUUCCCCCUGACCAGCAGAGGCUGAUCUUUGCUGGCAAACAGCUGGAAGAUGGUCGUACCCUGUCCGACUACAACAUUCAGAAAGAGUCCACCUUGCAUCUUGUGCUGCGUCUUAGGGGAGGUUCAGAUAUUUAAACGGACAAUCUCAGAGACGGACAUUUAAUUCUUUCAGUAUCCUGUGCUCAUGCACUCACCACUUUGUUUUGUUUUUUUGUUUUUUUUUUUUUUUUUUUUUUUUUUUUUUUUUCCCCCUCUUCCCCCUCUUCCCCCCCAUACUUUAAUACUGAAUACCAUUGCAUUUUAUGUUUUUCCACCUGUUUGUUUUCUAUGUUCAAAAUGACAAAAUAAAAGCAUUGAAAUGUAAGAA
Labeo rohita (rohu) is the source of this 2635-nucleotide messenger RNA. RefSeq names its product ubiquitin B (gene ubb). Gene Ontology annotation, molecular function: ubiquitin protein ligase binding; protein tag activity. Lineage: Eukaryota; Metazoa; Chordata; Actinopteri; Cypriniformes; Cyprinidae. Gene Ontology annotation, biological process: modification-dependent protein catabolic process; protein ubiquitination. The record is from RefSeq and is a predicted model, not a curated record. Gene Ontology annotation, cellular component: nucleus; cytoplasm. The transcript is spliced from 3 exons. Bases 112 to 2403 code for a protein of 763 amino acids.